AUGACAGGUAUCUACAAGCAGACAGAGGAAAUUCUUCGAACUUGGUUACAUAAUGUUGGAUUUGACCUUCAGCAGGCAGUCCGACCAUUUCACACAAAACUUUACGCAGAGCUCGAAGAGUGGAUCAUUUCUCAGGAUCUCCAGGAGCACCAAUUGAGCCGCAUUUGGAUGCUCUUGCCAGCAUCUACCAGCGCCGCAGACAAGUGGUAUCCUCAAGCUAGUUACCAGUUGAAACGAUAUAUUGCACUCUUCACCACUUUUCUUCUCUAUGUGGACGAUAAAGCAGAACAGGACCUUGAACAUAUCCUGCCCGAUCUUCAGAGAGUUUCAUCUGGUGCCUGCAAUGGACUCCAUGCUCUCAAGUGUGAUGAUACUGUUUUCAAUAUGUGGUUAGAGCUCGUUGCUACUGAAACCGGAACUUUCUAUGGCUCAUAUUCAACUGGGGUCAUCACCAAAGGCCUAGUCGACUUCAUGCUGGGGAAUACUGUUGAAUCAAAUGUUGCUGCAGGCCUGAAGGUUCCAGCAAAGUUUGGACAACGAGGAUCCAAAUUUGUACGUGACAAAACCGGAGCUGGGGAAGUUUACGCCCAUUUUAUAUUUCCUGAGCACCUUGCAGAAGAAAAUCGGCACUUGCCGACCUAUGUGCCCUUCAUCGCAUGUAUGCUUGACAUCAUUGAUGAUGUAAAUGAUAUUCUAUCGUUCUUUAAGGAGUCCGUGGUUGGAACUGAGAUGAACACAAAUAUCAUGAACAGAGCUCGUACCUCAUGUUGCAGUCCUCAUGAUGUACUAAAGCAAAUUUGCAGCGAAACAGUUGAGGCUAUGCAUGUUGUCAGUCAUGCAUUUGAAGAAAAAGGUGUUGUUGGGAAGCUUUGGAAGGAUUUUAUCAAUGGCUAUAUUAUGUGGCACAUUUGUGAGGACCGGUAUCGGCUGAAGGAAAUUGGACUCGCAAUGAGACUUGGACAAGACAGGGUCUAG
This is a messenger RNA of Penicillium soppii, 975 nucleotides long. RefSeq names its product isoprenoid synthase domain-containing protein. Lineage: Eukaryota; Fungi; Ascomycota; Eurotiomycetes; Eurotiales; Aspergillaceae. The record is from RefSeq and is a predicted model, not a curated record. The transcript has a single exon. Gene Ontology annotation, molecular function: carbon-oxygen lyase activity, acting on phosphates. The coding region runs from base 1 to 975 and encodes 324 amino acids.